Molecule: messenger RNA, 288 nt
Organism: Phycomyces blakesleeanus NRRL 1555(-)
Lineage: Eukaryota; Fungi; Mucoromycota; Mucoromycetes; Mucorales; Phycomycetaceae
Exons: 2
Biological process (GO): translation; protein-RNA complex assembly
Cellular component (GO): cytosolic large ribosomal subunit; ribosome
Molecular function (GO): structural constituent of ribosome
Source: RefSeq, a predicted model, not a curated record
CCCAAGCAGGUUUUGGACAUCAAGCAGUUCCUCGAGAUCACCCGCAGAAAGGACGCCGUCUCUGCCCGCGUCAAGAAGAACGGUGACAAGUACAAGUUCAAGGUCAGAUGCUCUCGCUACCUUUACACUCUUGUCGUCAACGACAAGCAGAAGGCCCUUAAGUUGAGACAGUCCCUUCCCCCUGGUAAAUAUCCUUACUUUUUGCUUUAUUUCCUUAUUGUUACUUUUUUAAUAUGUGGUGUACUAAAUAUUCGUCUCUAUAUAGCUUUGAGCAUCCAGGAGAUCUAA